CGGCCAUGACUAUUGCUGAUGAUGAAGUUCGUAUUUUAAACCUAAGCACGGGUGCCACGUAUCCGCAAGAACUUUCCCAUCCCCAAGACCCUAUUCUUGCAUCUCUUGGGAUGUUUAUCGUUGAUGAUAAUGAAUAUCCAGCCUCAUCUGGGCGGCCAAAUGAGUACGACAUACUUGGUGGUGGUGGAACAUAUGCUGUUCUUGGAGGGCGUAUUGUCUCAGGAAUAUCCAAGGCACGAUUAAUCACUAGUGUAUUCGACAUUGGUAAUGAUUUUGCUCCUUCUGUUAAAGAAGAGAUUGAGACAUGGAAAACUGGAGUUGCAUUUCGUAAAGAUGAAAAUCGUAAAACUACCAGAGGUGUAAACGUUUACGACGAAAAUGAUGUUCGGCAUUUUUAUUAUAAGACUGAUAAGAAAAGAGUGGAAGCAGAAGAUGUUAUUGAAACAGACAAUCUUAUAUUUCUGAAGACAUUUCAUUUUUGCUGUGCAAUUGAUCGCUGUGAAUCAAUGAUUGAUAAGCUAACCAAGAAAGUAAAACAGUUAGACUCUUCUAGACCUAGACCUAAAUUUAUCUUUGAGCCUUCCCCAGAUGCUUGUAUUUCAGAAAACUAUGAAGAAUUAAUCAGAGUAUUACCUAAAGUUGAUGUUUUCACACCUAAUCUUAAUGAAGCAGCUGAGUUUGCCGGGGUUAAAACGCUACCCACCACUGAAGAAGAGAUUCACCAAUUAUCUUUGAAAUUUACUCCGUAUAUGAAAUUACCAAAUUCUGGUGUAUUGAUAAGAUGUGGGCCUUUGGGCUGUUAUGUUAAUGCACCAGGAGCUACCAAGUUAUUACCAGCGUAUCAUAUAGAUCAAUCUAAGGUUGUUGAUGUUACCGGUGGAGGCAAUUCAUUCUGUGGAGCAUUAGCUGCUGCGUUGGUUCUUUCAAAUGGCGAUUGGUUAUAUUCGGCUAUCAUGGGCACACUUAUCAGUGGAUGCAUAAUUGAAAAGUUGGGAGUUGCCUGCGUUGAAAAAGAUGAAAUAUGGAACGGAAAGACUUUAAAAGAUCGUUUACAAUAUUACUUAAAUAGAGAACAGGAUUUAGCGAAAACUUACAAAAUUUUAUAGAAUAAUACCAUGC
Hyphopichia burtonii NRRL Y-1933 is the source of this 1119-nucleotide messenger RNA. RefSeq names its product Mak32p (gene MAK32). The transcript has a single exon. The record is from RefSeq and is a predicted model, not a curated record. NCBI's taxonomy places the organism in Eukaryota, Fungi, Ascomycota, Pichiomycetes, Serinales, Debaryomycetaceae. The coding region runs from base 6 to 1106 and encodes 366 amino acids.